Penicillium salamii is the source of this 744-nucleotide messenger RNA. The record is from the annotation of a GenBank genome assembly. Lineage: Eukaryota; Fungi; Ascomycota; Eurotiomycetes; Eurotiales; Aspergillaceae.
AUGGCUGCCAUUUGGGAGAACAAUGGGCAAGGCCAAUUCCCACUGGAACAAUGGUUCUAUGAGAUGCCUCCAGUCACCAGGUGGUGGACAACAGCAACAGUAGCAACCUCCGUGCUAAUCCAAUGCCACAUUGUGACGCCAUUCCAGCUCUUCUACAGCUUCCGCUCCGUCUACACAAAAUCACAAUACUGGCGGCUCAUAACAACAUUCCUAUAUCUCGGUCCUCUGAACCUCGACCUCGUUUUCCACGUCUUCUUUCUCCAGCGAUACUCCCGACUCCUCGAGGAAUCAUCCGGCCGCUCACCCGCACACUUCGCAUGGCUCAUCUUCUACGCCACAACGUCUCUGCUGAUCAUCUCGCCAUUCCUGUCAAUACCCUUCCUGGGCAGUGCACUGUCUUCGAGUCUCGUCUAUAUCUGGGCGCGCCGCAACCCUGACACCCGUCUCAGUUUCCUGGGCUUGCUGGUCUUCACAGCCCCAUACUUGCCUUGGGUGCUGAUGGCGUUCAGUGUGGUGGUGCAUCAAAUCGUGCCCAAAGACGAGAUUCUCGGCGUCGUCGUCGGCCAUAUCUGGUACUUCUUUAAUGAUGUUUACCCGCCCCUGCAUAACGGCCAUCGUCCACUUGAUCCGCCUGGCUGGUGGCGUCGGCUGUUUGAGCUGUUUGAGUCUGGGCCCGAUGAGCGCGCGACGGGCGCAAACGUAAAUCGUGAAUUUGCAGCCGCUGCGGUGCCUGAAGCUCGCUAG